Australozyma saopauloensis is the source of this 339-nucleotide messenger RNA. RefSeq lists its product as uncharacterized. Bases 1 to 339 code for a protein of 112 amino acids. The transcript has a single exon. The record is from RefSeq and is a predicted model, not a curated record. NCBI's taxonomy places the organism in Eukaryota, Fungi, Ascomycota, Pichiomycetes, Serinales, Metschnikowiaceae.
AUGUCGUACAAUCCCCCAACUGGUCCUCCUCAAAACUGGGACAACAAGAACCAGGGUUCUGGCGCUCCUCCCUCUCAACCUCAAUAUGACCAGUCUAGAGGUUAUGCUCCCCAACAACAACCAAACUACCAACAACACCAAGGUUACAACCAGGGCCCACCACAAGGAGGCUACUACCAACAAGGCCCACCACCUGGCCAGAACAGUUACUAUCAACAACCACCACCACAGCAGCAGUAUUACGUUCAGCAACAACCUAAGACCAACAACAACAGUAACUGUUUGAUGGGAUGUUUGGCAGCCAUGUGUUUGUGUUGCGCUUUGGAUGCUAUAUUCUAG